Molecule: messenger RNA, 1994 nt
Organism: Vanrija pseudolonga
Lineage: Eukaryota; Fungi; Basidiomycota; Tremellomycetes; Trichosporonales; Trichosporonaceae
Gene: SPCC23B6.01c
Product: Oxysterol-bindingc
Exons: 9
Coding region: 341-1741 (466 amino acids)
Biological process (GO): endocytosis; exocytosis; maintenance of cell polarity
Cellular component (GO): cytosol; membrane; intracellular membrane-bounded organelle
Molecular function (GO): sterol binding
Source: RefSeq, a predicted model, not a curated record
UUCUUCUUCUUCUUCUUCUUCUCCACGCUCUCCUCUCUAUCGUUAGAUACUUUUGUGGUCGACUUGCUUCUUAUCGACUGCUGGCGGGGUUACAACGGCCGAUUGGUUUCAAGUUGGCCGCCAUUAAAGAUUAAACCGAGAGUGGAACCGCGUCUUUCGUUGGAUUUCACCCACCGCGUCCCCCACCGCCGUCGACUUCGCUUGCUCAUCGCUCUCUCUCGUCUCGAGCUUCCAACUUGCCGUCACACGUCGUCGCGCCUUGUACUAUUCUCGCACGCACGCACGCCUCACACACUCUCGCCCACUCCACCUUCACCACCCCAACCACCACACCACCACAAUGGGUCUCCUCUCGCACGGCAUGGACGCGCUCUCGCUCGGCUCCAAGAGCCGACGCUCGAGCGCCGCCGCCCAGGCCGGCCCCGAAGAGACGGACGGGCGCGACGCCGACACGUCAACCCUCGACAAGGACGAGGGCAACCUCCUGCUCGCGCUCGUCGCCCAGUUGCGCCCAGGCAUGGACUUGAGCAAGAUUGCGCUUCCGACGUUCGUCCUCGAGCCGCGCUCGCUGCUCGAGCGCAUCACCGACUUCUUCUCGCACCCGGACCUCAUUGCUUCCGCUGGGAGUGAGACCGACCCCAAGGCGCGUUUCAUGCAUGUCCUCACAUUCUACCUCUCCGGCUGGCACAUCAAACCACGAGGCGUCAAGAAGCCUUACAACCCCGUCCUCAACGAGUUCUUCCGCUGCAUGUACUACUACCCCGAUGGCACCACCGCAUACUACGUCGCCGAGCAGGUCUCGCACCACCCACCCAUCUCGGCCUUCUUCUACGUCGCCCCCAAGAUGGGCGUUUUGGUCACUGGCGAGCUCAAGCCAAAGUCGAAGUUCCUUGGCAACUCGGCGGCGACGAUCAUGGAGGGCGAGGACCGUAUCAGGCUUCUCCAGCGCCCCGAGGACGGCGAGUACUCGAUUACUAUGCCCAACACGUACGCCCGUGGUAUUCUGUUCGGCAAGAUGGUCCUCGAGCUCGGUGACAUGUCGGUUAUUCGCAAUGACAAGACCGACUACCGUUGCGAUGUCGAGUUCAAGACCAAGGGCUGGAUCUCCGGUGGCUACAACCAGAUUGGCGGCAAGGUCAAGGGCCCAGGCAAGAGCGACCAGGGCGAGCUGUCUGGAAACUGGAGCGGCGCUAUCGAGUUCGCCGACAAGAAUGGCAAGAGGAUACUGUUCGAUGCCGACGGCGCGAAGACGGCCCCCAAGUCGGUUCUGCCAGAGGAGGAGCAGGACGAGAACGAGUCCAGGCGACUCUGGUCCAAGCUCACCGAGGCUAUCAAGCUGCAAGAUAUGACUGCCGCCCAGGAGGCCAAGUCCGAGGUCGAGGAGCACCAGCGUGGCCUUCGCCAGCUUCGCGAGGAGGCGGGGGAGGCGGCUCCCCCGUCGCGAUUCUUCAAGCCUGUGGGAGACAAGUUCAUGCCCAAGUUGGAUAUUGACAACCUGCCAAAGGAUGUCAACGCGCUCGAGGACGUUAUCCGCAAGUUCAUCUUCCCCAAGAAGGCGCCAGGGCCGUCUACCAACGGAUCGGGGACGCCAUCGUCGUCAAACUUCCCCUCUGGACCGCGCGGUCCUGGCAAUGGCCCUCCCACGAAGAAGAGCCCACCGUCUACGCCCUCGUCGUACGGCACUGCUGCGUCGUUCUCGUCGGGCAGCUCGUCGGGCGGCAAGUCGCCCCGCAAGGCAUGAUGAGCACGGCGCCGCGCGACGACAUACGCGCAAUAGAGACACGAUUUGGCCGUCAAGGACGGCCCUGUGGAACGUUUGUUUGGUCGCGACGCUGGCGACGCGUCGAAUGUGAGAUACAAGAAGCAGAGGAGGCAAGGUUAUCCUAGCACCAGUUCCACGCGCGGUGAAGAGCCGCGCAAUAGACGGCGGGGUGGGGAGGGGGGUGCGCGGUCACUCUCUUCGCUCUGCCGAAGCCAUAAUUGAUGUAGUAUGC